AUGCCGGGUACCAAAUGUCAAUACUUUAAUUGUUUUAAAACAACAACACAAUUCCCCAAUAUAUCAAUGUUUCGAAUCCCAAAAGAUGAAAGACGUGAAACUUGGAUAAUUAAUUCUGGAAAUUUAAGUUUAUUGUCACUAGACGAAAAACAGUUGUACAAUCGUUACAUAUGCCAGGAGCAUUUUUCUCCAGAUUAUUUUUUAAAUUAUAAAAACAACAAAUUGAAAUCAAAUGCAAUUCCUUAUAAAUACAAUUCAGACAAAAGCCCAUCUACAUCUUCUGCAGGUAUAGGUGAUGAAGAUGUAGACAAUAUCAACAAACCAUUAACUCCGACUAAAACUUACGGAAGAUCCAGAAAUGAAAAGACUGAGCUUAUAUUUCCAAGCCCAUCUUCUACUACAGAUACCCCUAAAAGAAAAAUUAUAAAUGACUUAAUAAAUAUGCCAACACCAAAUUCAAAAAGGUUGAUUUACUCGGAUGAAGAUGACACACCAAGAAAAAAAAAAGUUAAAAUUAAAAAUAGAUCAACAAAAAAUUAA
This is a messenger RNA of Macrosiphum euphorbiae (potato aphid), 540 nucleotides long. The record is from the annotation of a GenBank genome assembly. NCBI's taxonomy places the organism in Eukaryota, Metazoa, Arthropoda, Insecta, Hemiptera, Aphididae.